AUGUCCAGAGAACCAGGCUGGGAUUCCAAAUUUGGAAUUGAAGUUGGCGUUGAGUACGAGCCACCAUAUGCAACAGGAGGUGUGGGCUUUGCGGCAAAAACCAAUUUCAAUUAUGAAUGGGGAGGAGAUGAGGAAGAUACCACUGUCAACGAAGACUGGCAUAUUCUAACGGUGACUGACAAGAAACAACUUCCACCGAAAACAUUUGCAGAAUGGCAUGCAUUCAAAAAGCCCGAAAAAGUAACCCUUCCUUACACAGCUACCAUCGUGCCUUCAUUCACCGUUAAACUGGAAGGCUACAUGAAAUGGGGAGGCGGUUAUCAUGGAGCUACUACCAAUUUUCAUCAGGAUCAUCGUGGCUCUGGUGAUCGUAGAAAUGUAGAGCACUCUUUUGGAACUGCUGAGAUACCGUUCUACGAAGACCUCAAAAACCAGAUUGAGCAAAACAUGUUACCUUGGCAAUGGCAUGCUAUGAAGCAGAAUUACCCAUAUGCAAACUACUUCAUCGAUCAGCUAACAAAUAAAGAUCUCUAUGCAUUCACUAUGGCAGGUCAGUUUGAAGAAACCACAGAAAACGAGAUAAAGUCCUAUUGGUAUCCAUCACGACCCAUCGGCGAAAUGGAAGACGCAAUUACAAAUUUAACUUUAAUGGCUGACCAGGGAGAAAAGUUUCCGGAGUUUCCACGUAUCCGUCCUCCGCCACCAAACGUCAAGACCAUUGACAACAGUAAGGAGACGAAGAUCCCUCCUGUUAAGCAGUUUAACGACGAUGAUGGCGGAGAAGCUGAGCCUAUCACGUUCCCUCGCGUUCAUCCUCCAGCACCUAAGGUGAAGACCAUCGACAACAGUAAAGAGAUAAAGCCUCCUCCUGUCAAGCAGUAUAGUGAUUAA
Messenger RNA from Porites lobata, 891 nucleotides. NCBI's taxonomy places the organism in Eukaryota, Metazoa, Cnidaria, Anthozoa, Scleractinia, Poritidae. The record is from the annotation of a GenBank genome assembly.